AUGAAUCUUUUUAUUUGUAUCCUACUUUUGUCCAUUUGGACAAAUAAUUGUUUAAAUACAAACCAAAGUGAUGUAUCUACUACUACAGGAGCUAAGCCCUUGGAAUCAAUGGAGACAAAAAUGGACAGUUUUAGGAGACAUUUACUCAUUAUCGUAACUGGUGUUAUGAUCGUAGCCUUUGUCUCUACGUGUUUUUGUUUCCUCCAUUUUAAUUGUAUGAGCGAUGAUGCCCCCAUAGCAGGAAUGGUCAAGAAAGAAGGUGUAGCAUCCAAGAAAUCCAGGUCAUCCAAAAUGUCAUUCAGUGAAUCCAAGACAGCCAGUCUGUGCAGUCCAGAAAAACAAGCCAUGCUAUCCACUAUAGACAGCUUAGCUAGGCCCUUGAGUGCAGAAAAGUCAUCCAUAUCAUCUAGUACAGAACAGUUAGUCAGUUCAUCAAGUCCAAAGAAGCCAUCCAAACCAUCAGGCUCAAAAAAAUUAUUCAGGUCAUACAGAAAAUGCUCUCUAAAAAAAUCACAUAAGCUAUCCCAUGCCCCUAAGCUAGUCAAUCCAUUCAAUGCAGGUAAGCCAGCCAGCCUACAAUAUCCAGCCAGUGCUCCAUCCAAGACACCGUGUCCACCUUAUCCACGAAAUCAAAUCUUGCCACCCAAGUCAUCUAGGCUACAGAAAUUGGCCAAGCCACCCAGACAUCUUAAAAGGUCAGCGAAUGUAGGCAAGGCAGCAUUGUUAUCCAGGCCUCAAUUAGCCAAUACCUGUCAAUGCUGUGAGAAAAGACACCCUGUUUGCAAAACUAUUUCUGAGCCAUUGGUCAAUGAUAUUUCUGAGGCAAAGAAGAAACAAGCACAAAACCUACCUGUUUCAAGUAAAGUGAAGUCUUUUCCUGGGUGCUUUCAUAAUGUAGAUUCCAGGGACAAUACAUACCAUGGUAAUAUGAGCGACAGUGAUAUGAUGACAUAUAACAGUGAUGAUGACAGUGACAGGGAGAUAACCAUUAUUUGCAAUAUGAGACAAAAUGAAGCCAUCUUUAAAGGCACUCCAAAUAACUAA
Messenger RNA from Lemur catta (Ring-tailed lemur), 1044 nucleotides. RefSeq names its product chromosome X CXorf66 homolog (gene CXHXorf66). Bases 1 to 1044 code for a protein of 347 amino acids. Lineage: Eukaryota; Metazoa; Chordata; Mammalia; Primates; Lemuridae. The record is from RefSeq and is a predicted model, not a curated record. The transcript has 3 exons.